AUUGCGUUUAAGUGCUUUUCCUGAGACUUAAGCCCCGAUAAUCGUUAAGUACUGGUCCCGGGAGAUCUUGACUUGACGCCUGUUGCUGAUGAGUCAGAUUCGUAGUUACUUAUAGACUCUUUGAUGAGUUUCAUUUUUUUGCGGUUAAACUACUGGAGCUAACAGUGAAGCUGCUACGAACUGUUAGCUGAGCCGUUGGUAUGAGCCAGCAAAGAAACCUGAUGAUUGGUCCUGGGAUCUUGGAUGCCCGAGAGGUGUCCCUUGCCCAUCUGCCUGGAGACGUCCCCAACCCCCACCCCGCAACUGCCUGCUGUCGGAAGCCUUGCCGUUGGGUGCUGGAGAAGCAAAAGACUUUGAGAAGGACCAGCCCUUUGAACCUGGAUUUUUCUGUGGGGGUCCAACCCCCACACCUGCUCCCCGCUCGGCUGCUGGAGGGCGGUUGCUGAAGUGUCUUUCGAUUGGGCGGAAACAACCGUCAGUCACUCUUGACCAGCGACUUUCUUGUAGCUGACAUCUACAAUGUACUUCUGAAGCUCGGACAAGGACUACUUCUUGGUCACCACCCCCCCUCCAGUAACCCUCUCCCUCCGUCCAACAUGGUGCCAGUUCCAAAGAUGCAGCCAUUCCUUGCCAUAGUAUUUACCCUUACUUCCUGCAUCCUGUCCGUCUCCUCCACGGCCACGCCUUUCCCCAAAGACCUGGAGCCAAUCAACAUUGUCGGCCGGCAGCACUCCCAGCUGCACCCCGGGUUUCAAGGGCUGACGUCGGACAACGACACAGCACGCUUGGGCCUGGACUUCCAGAGGAUGCUGCGAAUCAACCACAUGCUUUACAUAGCAGCCAGGGAUCACGUGUUUGCGGUCAACCUCAGUACCUCGACGGAGCAGAUUGUUCCCCAGCAGAAGCUGACCUGGAAGACGAAGGAUGUGGAGAAGUGCACAGUCAGGGGGAAGAAUAGCGACGAGUGCUACAACUACAUCAAAGUUCUGGUGCCCAGAGACGACGAGACGCUGUUCGCCUGCGGCACCAAUGCUUUCAACCCCACCUGCCGCAAUUACAAGAUGUCCACGCUCGAGCAAGACGGGGAAGAGGUGGUUGGUCAAGCUCGCUGUCCCUUCGAGUCCCGGCAGUCCAACGUGGGGCUCUUUGCUGGGGGUGACUUCUACUCAGCCACCAUGACUGACUUCCUGGCAAGCGACGCCGUGAUCUACCGCAGCCUCGGUGAGGGAAGUCCAGUCUUGCGCACCGUAAAGUAUGACUCCAAGUGGCUACGAGAGCCUCAUUUUCUCCAUGCCAUAGAGUAUGGGAACUACGUGUAUUUCUUCCUAAGUGAGAUCGCAGUAGAGUACACCACACUUGGCAAGGUGGUAUUUUCACGGGUGGCACGGGUCUGCAAGAAUGACAAUGGCGGCUCCCCACGGGUGCUGGAGCGCUACUGGACCUCGUUCCUGAAGGCCCGGCUGAACUGCUCGGUCCCAGGGGACUCCUUCUUCUACUUUGACGUGCUGCAGUCACUCACCAACGUGCUGCAGAUCAAUCAGCGGCCUGCUGUGGUGGGCGUCUUCACCACCCAGGCCAACAGCAUCACGGGCUCGGCCGUGUGCGCCUUCUACAUGGACGACAUCGAGCGCGUCUUCAACGGGAGGUUCAAGGAGCAGAAGAGCAGCGAGUCAGCCUGGACCCCAGUGCCAGAAGAUCAGGUUCCCAAGCCCAGGCCCGGAUGCUGUGCAGGUGACGGCCCAGCGGCCGCCUACAAAUCCUCCAUCACCUUCCCCGAUGAAAUGCUGACCUUCAUUAAGUCCUACCCACUCAUGGAUGAGGCGGUGCCCUCCGUCAAUGACCGGCCCUGCUUUACCCUCACCGGCAGCAGAUACAAGUUAACCCAGGUUGCCGUGGACCCCUCCGCCGGGCCCUACAGGAACUACACCGUGCUGUUUCUGGGCUCGGAAGAUGGCAGGGUGCUGAAGGUGCUGGCCAGCGUCCACCCGAACGCCACCUUCGCCUCGCAGCUCCUGGAAGACAUCGACGUCUACAAUCCCUCCAAGUGUAAUGUGCACGGGGAGGACCGGAGAGUCCUGGGCUUGGAGCUGGACAAGGAGCACCACGCCCUGUUCGUGGCCUUCUCCAGCUGCGUCAUCCGCGUCCCGCUCAGCCGCUGCUCUGACUACGGCUCCUGCAAGAAAAGCUGCUUGGCUUCCCGUGACCCAUACUGCAUCUGGCUGAAGACAGGAAGCUGUGCCACCAGUGCACCGGGCUUUAGGGCCGGGUUCGAGCAGGAUGUUGAGAACGACCACGCUGAACACGUGGACAGCUGCCAUGAUGUACUGGCCACCACACGGAAGCAGAACAUAGCCAUCGAUUCCGCUUACGGUGUCCGACGUUUUCCCGAGGCAGACAAAUCCAGCAACAGUGUCCACUACACCCUCCUGAUCGCCUGUGUCUUGGUGGCCUUCAUCCUGGGUGCCAUCCUCUCUGGGUUCCUGGUGUCCUGCUACUGCAGCUACAAUGUCCAUAAGACUAAGAGGCUCGGCAAGGACCCUGAGGCAUCCAUUUCCCAUGCUCUGUCCCUGCGAAGUCUGGCCAAACUCAACGGUUUGCUGGAUAGCCAGGGUAAGGAUGAAAAGCUGGACGUUCCCUCACCCAAGCUAUACAAUUCGUUCCUGCCCAACGGGAAGGAGCAUCAUUCAAGCGGGAACUGCCGGUCUGGUGUGGGGAUGGACCUCACCCCACACCACCACUCCGAGGAGCUCUCAGGCCUGCCUACGCCAGACUCAACCCCAGAGCUGCCCAUCAAAAGUAUGAAGGCCUUCAGGAAUCAAUGGGAGAAGAACCAAAACUGCAACAAUGCCAAAGACUCGAGGCCACCAAGUUUGGGCUGCUCCCGGUCCAGCUCGAGCAUCGCCCAGCAGGCGUUUCCCUUCUCUCAUGGUCUGGCGGAAGGGCAGGCCCUCGGCAGCGCCCUUCACCUGGAUGACCGGAAGAUCCCCAACGCCGAGCGGCUGAUGCCUCAGCCUUAUCCCUGCUAUCCCCAGACGGUGGUGGACGUCACCACUCUGGACGAACUUCUCAGGCACAUCCAUGAGACCAGUGCGGCCGGUGGUAAGAACUUAGCCCUCUUGACUUCGGCCUUGCUCCCCAGCGGAGGACCCAUGGCCUACAGUGGUCGGGCCCAGGCACAGAUUCCUGACACGGAGUCAUCCUCGUACUAUAGCUCCUCCACGCUGCCUCGGGACAGCCUGACACGCCGCCUGGAUGUCCCGCCCGACAUGCCGCCUUCGCAGUCUACCCUGGAGAGGACCUCGCGCCACCCAACGCAACGACACGGCCUGUUAGCGCCCUCGAAGAUGGCCACCAAUGGCAGCAUCGUGUCCCGCCAGCACAGCUUCAACCAUCGCAGUGGUCACCAGCCGCCCCCCUUGUUGGCACGGAUGAACUCCGUGGGCAGUGCCAGUGAAGUGCACCAUCCUCUUAUGGGCACCGGCAGCAGCCACCUGGCUCGUCAGCACAACUACAGCGAGGGGCCCCAGGGUUCCCGGGGGGCCCUGGUUCGCCGGAGCUCCUCCCUCAAACCCGACCUGCCACCCAAGCCCCACUUCCUCCCCGCCACCUCCCCUGUCAACCCACGGGAUAAGUUCAACUACUGAGGCGCACUAAGCAAGACCGGCCACCCAGCCUUAACGGACGAGAAAGGACAGGAUGUCAGUGAGGGUGUAUAGGGAACUCUGGGGAUCAGUUCCCAUGUGGAUGAAGCCACAGACCUGGCCACACCCCAUGUGUAUUCCUCAAGCCCCAAACAAACCUCUUUGUACCAUAUUGGUAUUGCUUAAAUAGUCGUUUCCCAAAAUCCAUGACUCAGUCUUCUUCGGGACACCUUCAAUCAGCUGCCCCAGUGUUUGCUUACACCCCUAAAUCCAACCAAGAUUAAAGGGGUCAAGACCUCGAAGUCCAAGAUUCCUUCAGGUCUGGAUGGUGACCAUUUCUGAAUGGGUCCGGCUCUUGAGCAUCGUGUCCACGUAGUCAAGCUGAGGGAUGCCGCUCAAUCCUACCUUAGACGUGUAUAUAUGCAUGUGUGUAUACGUACGUGUGAGUGUCUUCAUACACGGUAUAUGUAUACAUGCUAACACGGCAUAUAGUGUGCACUCCUUGGUGUAGCAUGGCAGGCUCUCUGGAGGCAUCUGUGUCCUAGCUUAUCCCCGGGCUGCAUUGCAGGAGCCCUGUCGGCAGAGGGCGUCGUCCCUAAAGGUCCUCCUGUCCAUCUUCACUUGAACGAAACUGAGCAAUCAGAUGGCGGUGGUACGGCAGACUAGUCGGGACUCCGGGCCACGGUGCACCAUGGGGAUGUGCUGGGUGGCCAUGCACAGAGAGCGUAGCCUACAAACAGACUCCUCUCUGGAGAGGUCAAUAGAGGAAUGCAACACGGAGGUGGAAAGUUCAUUUAUAAGGAACACCGGUGUGGCAACUGCCCCAGUAAGACGGAGGGAGUUCACUGACCUCGCCAUAGCCGGCUCUGCUUGAAGCAAACAAGGCGUCGACUUAUAGUGGGUCUCCUGGAGAAAUGUUUGGGAGGCUGGUGCUAAUAUUUACUGAACACUUUGAGGCUGUUCCCUUCUCCCACAAAUAAGACUGAAGCAGGACUUGCACUAAGCGGUUUUAAACAAUACGGUUUAUCCCCUGGCAAGAGCAUCAGAUCAAACUGCAGAACUUGCAGAUUAAUGGAGUUUAACAUUGUAAAGACAGCUGUUAUUAUAAUUACCACAAUUAUUAUUAACUCUGUGUAUAUUUGUGUAAAUAAAUGAUACUGUGGAAUAAUAACUAGCCAAAAUUUAAUUGUAUGUGUAAAUGUGUGCCUUAUUUAAUAUAAAAUGUGAUACGGACAAUGUUAUGGAAAGAAUAGGAAGGUUGUAUUUUUUUGUUGUUUUGUUAAUUUUACUCACUACUGUGUAUCAUAGCCAUCUUAGAUUUGUAUUUUCUCUCUAUUUACUAUCCCAAACCACGAGACAGUGUUAAAAUGUAUAAUGCUAUGAUAAUUGACUUUGUAGCUUGAUGCUACAAAUAAGCUUUCGUAGAAUAAUUGGCCAACAUUAUUAUUAUUUUUAAUUCCAAUAGGGCAGCACAGUGACCCAGCAGGUGGCGCUGUUGGACCUCUGGGAACGUGGUUCGAAACCCAUCUCCACUCUGUGUGUGUGGAGUUCGCACCUUCUCCCCCAUGUUGUGUGGGUCUCUUCCCACUAUCCAAAGACAUGCUGUUAGCUGAAUCUGCAUCUCUAUUGCUCACAUCGCGUGUGUGCCCUGUGAUGGAUUGGCAUCCCAUCCAGGGUGUACCCCAGCCUCGUGCCCUGUGAUGGAUUGGCAUCCCAUCCAGGGUGUACCCCUCCCUUGUUCCCUGUGCUGCCUGGGACAGACACUGAUCCCCCUCCCCCAGUACUGGAUAAGCUUUUAUAAGAUGGAUGGAUGUAUUUUCAGAUUAUUUACAUGCUGUAAGUAGUAGCCAGUAGUUUGGUUUAAAUGCAUUUGAAAAGCAUCAUGGUAUAUACUUUUCAGGCCCGAUGACCUACAUUUUUGAAGAAAAUAUACAUUUUGCCACAUGACAUUUGGGAGAAAAAUAUAAAAAUCUGUGACUGGUGUCAGUUCACAAUGGCUGGGGAAACUAACUCCUUCUGACAUGUUUCCCAGUCAAACCAGCCAGUGUGAGAAUUUGUAGUUUGCCUCAGGUGACUAGGAGAGUAACCUGGCUGUUUUAAUUACCCGAAGGAAGUGGAAUACUUCGGCAACCUGCAUGCCACCCCCACCCCC
Molecule: messenger RNA, 5793 nt
Organism: Brienomyrus brachyistius
Lineage: Eukaryota; Metazoa; Chordata; Actinopteri; Osteoglossiformes; Mormyridae
Product: semaphorin-6D-like
Exons: 20
Coding region: 597-3644 (1015 amino acids)
Biological process (GO): negative regulation of axon extension involved in axon guidance; semaphorin-plexin signaling pathway; positive regulation of cell migration
Molecular function (GO): semaphorin receptor binding; chemorepellent activity
Source: RefSeq, a predicted model, not a curated record